AUGAGCAGAUCAGAUAUAUCAAUUGCAAUGCAAGGGAAUAAGAAUGAGACACAUGCAGCAUGUGCAGCAUGCAAGCACCAGAGAAAGAAGUGCAGUAUGCACUGCGCGUUGGCACCUUAUUUUCCAGCAAACAGAAACAGAGAAUUCCAAGCAGUCCACAAAGUGUUCGGAGUGAGCAACAUCACCAAGUUAGUGAAAUACGUGAAAGAAGAGCAUCGAAGAAAGGUGGUGGAGUCACUGAUAUGGGAAGCUUUCUGCAGACAACAAGAUCCAAUUCUGGGUUCUUACGGACAGUACAAGAAGGUUUAUGAUCAGUACACCAAACUGCUGCAACAGUUCCAUCAUCAUCAUCACAAUAAUAUUACUAAUGUGCCAAAAGAUCACCUUCAUCAUCAGUUACCAUCUUCUCAUAAUCAUCAGAGUCAGAAUCAUCAGGUGAUGAUUAAUAAUAAUGGAGAGAGAUCAUCGGUGGAGGAUGGGUUAGAGUUCAUUCAUCAUCAGGAUUAUUCUCAUAAGAACAACAUGAUUCUGGAUUCUGCUUUGUAUGGAUUAGACUUUUCACAGUUCGAUGGUUUCAAGUCUGAAGUUGUCCUCAAUCAGUUCCAACAACACCAUCCGCCUUACUAUUGUUCGUCAGGUCAGCAGUUCAAAUAA
Neltuma alba is the source of this 654-nucleotide messenger RNA. Its product is annotated as LOB domain-containing protein 2. The coding region runs from base 1 to 654 and encodes 217 amino acids. The transcript is spliced from 2 exons. The record is from RefSeq and is a predicted model, not a curated record. Lineage: Eukaryota; Viridiplantae; Streptophyta; Magnoliopsida; Fabales; Fabaceae.